ACUUCAGACUGACGUCUGCUCAACCUUGAAAGCCGCUACUCCAACACGUCGGCUCAUUUCCCCAGAAGUUCGUGCUCGCACGAGCCUAUCACCCUGGCCUCUUCAACUCUAUAAUUCACUCGCUACCUACGUCUUUUGCUACACAGCGCAAUGACCACCACCGACUAUUCCAAGGCCACCGACGGCACUCGCGUCAUCUCCAUUGACCCUUGGCUUGAGCCGUUUGCACCCGCUCUCCGGGAACGCUAUGCAGUGUACAAGAAGUGGCUGGACAAUAUCAAUUCCACAGAGGGCGGCCUGCUGAAGUUCUCCCAAGGAUACAAGAACAUGGGCUUCCAAGUCGACGAAGCUUCGCAAGAUGUAGUGUACAGGGAGUGGGCGCCGGGAGUGGUGGACGCCUGCCUGAUGGGAGACUUCAAUGGGUGGAACAGGGAGAGCCAUCGCAUGACAAAGGAUCAGUAUGGUGUGUGGAGUUUGGUGUUGAAGGGAAACCCAUCGGGUCAGUGCGCCAUCCCUCAUGAUAGCAAGGUCAAGAUUUCGAUGGUGAUGCCCAGUGGGGAAAGAAUCGAGAGGUUACCUGCUUGGAUCAAUCGCGUCACUCAGGACCUGUCUGUCUCGCCAGUAUACGAUGCCAUCUUCUGGAACCCGUCAAAAGCUCAACGCUACAUCCCUAAGAAUCCCAAGCCCAAGCAACCGGCUGACCUCAAGAUCUACGAAGCACAUGUGGGCAUUGCCACCCCGGAGCCUCGUGUGGGUACUUACAAGGAGUUUACAAAGAAUGUCCUGCCCAAGAUAGGAGACCUGGGAUACAAUGCCAUUCAGCUAAUGGCAAUUCAGGAGCACGCCUACUAUGCUUCUUUUGGAUACCAGAUUACAAGCUUCUUUGCGCCUUCUUCAAGGUACGGUACGCCCGAGGAGCUCAAGGAGCUCAUCGAUGUCGCUCACGGUCUGGGUAUCACCGUCCUGCUGGACAUCGUCCACUCCCACGCUUGCAAGAAUGUCCUGGACGGUCUGAACAUGUUCGAUGGCACUGAUCAUCUCUACUUCCAUGAAGGAGCCAAGGGUCGCCACGAGUUGUGGGAUUCUCGCCUCUUCAACUAUGGUAGUCACGAAGUCCUCCGUUUCCUGCUGAGCAACUGUCGAUACUGGCUCGAGGAAUUCGGCUUCGACGGUUUCAGAUUCGACGGUGUGACUAGCAUGAUCUACACUCAUCAUGGUAUUGGCACAGGAUUCUCGGGUGGGUACCACGAGUACUUUGGCCCAGGAGUCGAUACUGAGGGAGUGGUGUAUCUGAUGCUGGCCAACGAGCUUUGCAGACAGUACAGCCCGGACACCAUCAGCGUCGCAGAGGACGUGUCGGGUAUGCCGGCUCUGUGUCGGCCGGUAGCGGAAGGAGGUAUGGGCUUCGACUACAGGCUGAUGAUGGCUGUGCCAGACAUGUGGAUCAAGCUACUGAAGGAGACGCGGGACGAGGACUGGGACUUUGGCAACAUCUGUCACACCCUUACCAACCGCCGUCACAUGGAAAAGUCCAUUGCCUAUGCAGAGUCGCAUGACCAGGCUCUUGUGGGCGACAAGACGCUGGCGUUUUGGCUGAUGGACAAGGAGAUGUACACGAACAUGUCUGACUUGACGGAGCGCACGCCGAUCAUCGACCGGGGUCUCGCUCUGCACAAGAUGAUCCGACUAAUCACACAUGGGCUUGGAGGUGAGGGAUACCUGAACUUCAUCGGCAACGAGUUCGGCCACCCUGAGUGGCUCGACUUCCCGCGAGCAGGCAACAACUCGUCCUUCCAGCACGCAAGGAGACAAUUCAACCUCAUUGACGGCCCCGAUGCCCAUCUACUGAGGUACAAGUAUCUCUACAAUUUCGACCGCGAGAUGAACAACACCGAGUCCCGCUUCAAGUGGCUCGCCGCUCCCCAGGCCUACGUCUCGCUAAAGCACCAAGGCGACCGUCUCGUAGCCUUCGACCGAGCAGGCGUCGUCUUCAUCUUCAACUUUUCCGAUCAGUCCUACACUGACUUUAAAAUUGGUGUGCCUGAGCCGGGCAAGUACACGCUGGUGUUGGACAGUGAUACAAAGGAAAAUGGAGGACAUGCCAGAUUGGAUCAUGCGAAGACGGAGUGCUUUAGUGAACCGGGAGACUGGAACGGACGUCCCCACAGCAUCAUGGUGUAUGUGCCGUCGAAGUGCUGCAUCGCACUCGCUGUACAGUGAGGAGGAAAUAAUAGAAGUAGUGGAUGGACGUGCAAUGAUACGAAUGAACCCUGAACUUCAGAGGCGAGACCCACU
Messenger RNA from Microstroma glucosiphilum, 2295 nucleotides. Its product is annotated as glycoside hydrolase. Lineage: Eukaryota; Fungi; Basidiomycota; Exobasidiomycetes; Microstromatales; Microstromataceae. Bases 151 to 2220 code for a protein of 689 amino acids. Gene Ontology annotation, biological process: glycogen biosynthetic process. Gene Ontology annotation, cellular component: cytoplasm. Gene Ontology annotation, molecular function: 1,4-alpha-glucan branching enzyme activity; cation binding; hydrolase activity, hydrolyzing O-glycosyl compounds. The record is from RefSeq and is a predicted model, not a curated record. The transcript has a single exon.